Messenger RNA from Pelobates fuscus (common spadefoot toad), 5015 nucleotides. It is a transcript of the gene TMTC3, whose product is annotated as transmembrane O-mannosyltransferase targeting cadherins 3. Lineage: Eukaryota; Metazoa; Chordata; Amphibia; Anura; Pelobatidae. Gene Ontology annotation, cellular component: endoplasmic reticulum. Bases 265 to 3036 code for a protein of 923 amino acids. Gene Ontology annotation, biological process: protein O-linked glycosylation via mannose. Gene Ontology annotation, molecular function: mannosyltransferase activity; protein binding. The record is from RefSeq and is a predicted model, not a curated record. The transcript has 15 exons.
GCUGAUACAGACAUGUGUCAUGGCUGCUCCCACAGCUCGGUGAGAGUAUGAUUGAAGCAGACCUGAUCCUUGUAUACUGUGAAGCUCACCGAGUUGUAUGCUAUUAAAUCUGCACUAUUCAUUUUGCUAUUAAGUUCCCUUCUCGUGUUUUGAAGGACGAGAGAAGCUAUGUUAGACAGUGAACCUCUGAAAGAAUCCAUUACAGUGUGAAUGAAACAGUUGGCUUAAAUGUGGAGCUAACGUAGAACAUAUUUUGGAAGGAAGAUGGCUGUUAGCCUGAAGGAAGUUGGAAUUUUGUUUUGCGUUGUUUUCAUUUGCUAUUGGAACAGUUUGUAUUGCGGCUUUGUUUUUGAUGAUGUGUCGGCAAUUCUGGACAAUAAAGAUUUACACCCAUCGACGCCAAUAAAAAAACUUUUUCAGAAUGACUUCUGGGGGACACCAAUGUCUGAGGAGAGGAGCCAUAAAUCCUACCGUCCCCUGACUGUCCUUACAUUUCGUUUGAAUUACCUGUUCAGUGAGUUGAAUGCUGUCUCCUAUCACUUCCUGAACACGCUCCUUCAUGCUGUGGUUUGUGUAAUUUUCCUCAAAGUCUGCAAACUUUUCCUGGAUGGAAGGAGCAGUCUUAUUGCUGCAUUGCUGUUUGCUGUACAUCCAAUUCAUACUGAAGCAGUUACAGGGGUGGUUGGAAGAGCUGAACUUCUUUCCUCUAUAUUCCUAUUAGCUGCCUUCCUUUCCUAUACCAAAUCUAAGGGACCAGACAAUUCUAUAGUUUGGAUACCAAUUGCUGUUGCAGUAGUUCUAGUUGCUGUUGCAACCCUGUGCAAAGAGCAGGGAAUUACCGUGGUCGGGAUAUGUUGUGUCUACGAAGUAUUCAUUGCUCAAGGGUACACUCUGCCUUUGCUGUGGGACAUAAUUAGAGAGAUCAUGGUAGGGAAAGGUAGCAUUCCUUACUCUAUGCUCCAGACCUUGCUGAAGCUUAUAGUGUUGAUGUUUAGCACUCUUCUCCUGGUUGUAGUUCGUGUUCAGGUUAUCCAGUCUCAGCUUCCAGUCUUUACCAGGUUUGAUAACCCGGCAGCUGUCAGCUCAACACCAGCAAGACAGUUGACCUUUAAUUACCUUCUCCCUGUAAAUGCUUGGCUUCUGCUCAAUCCAUCUGAACUCUGCUGUGAUUGGACUAUGGGGACUAUUCCGUUGGUGGAAUCAAUUCUAGAUGUGCGGAACUUGGCGACCCUUGUCUUCUUUGGUCUUCUGGGAUAUUUGGUGAUGUUUAGUAUCAGAUAUUCAGGAGAUUCUUCCAAAACUGUGCUAAUGUCUUUGUGCCUGAUCAUAUUGCCUUUCAUACCUGCCUCAAACCUCUUUUUCCCGGUUGGAUUUGUGGUUGCAGAGAGAGUAUUGUAUGUCCCAAGCAUGGGAUUCUGUAUGCUUGUCGCACAUGGUUGGAAGAAAUUAUCAAGCAGAAGCAAAUUGAGAAAGUUAUCUUGGAUAUUUUUGGCUCUUGUGCUGUUCACCCAUGCCACGAAAACGUUCAACAGGAACUGGGAUUGGGAAUCUGAAUACACUCUGUUUAUGUCUGCUUUAAAGGUUAACAAAAAUAAUGCAAAACUUUGGAAUAAUGUGGGUCAUGCUCUGGAGAAUGGGAAGAAUUAUGGCAAAGCACUAAGAUUUUUCAAGCAGGCGACACAAGUGCAGCCCGAUGAUAUUGGGGCCCACAUGAAUGUUGGCAGAACAUAUAAAAAUUUGAACAAAAGCAAAGAAGCAGAGGAUUCAUAUUUGGUUGCAAAAUCACUUAUGCCACAGGUUAUACCAGGGAAGAAGUAUGCAGCACGCGUGGCCCCUAAUCAUCUUAAUGUCUACAUUAACCUUGCAAAUCUUAUCCGUACAAAUGAGUCUCGGCUCGAGGAAGCAGAUCAGUUAUACAGACAAGCUAUAAGCAUGCGGCCGGAUUUUAAACAAGCUUAUAUUAGCAGGGGUGAGCUACUUUUAAAAAUGAACAAGCCUUUGGAAGCUAAAGAAGCGUACAUGAAAGCACUGGAGCUAGAUGGAAUGAAUGCAGACUUAUGGUACAACCUCGCAAUUGUUUAUAUUGAAUUGAAAGAUCCCAAUGAGGCACUCAGAAACUUUAAUCAAGCACUUGAAUUAAAUCACAAGCAUAAGCUGGCAUUGUUCAAUUCUGCCUUACUAAUGCAGGAAUCAGGUAACGUCCGACUAAGGCCAGAAGCAAAGAAAAGGCUCUUGAGUUACAUUGAAGAAGAACCACAUGAUGCAAAUGGAUAUUUUAAUUUGGGUAUGCUAGCCAUGGAUGAAAAAAAUGAUUUUGAAUCUGAAACCUGGAUGAAAAAAGCUAUACAGUUACAGUCAGGCUUCCGAAGUGCCCUCUUCAAUUUAGCUUUACUUUAUUCUCAGACCGGAAGGGAAUUAGAAGCUCUACCUGUGCUGGAUGAGUUACUGCGCUACUAUCCAGAUCACACUAAAGGACUUAUACUAAAGGGGGAUAUUCUUAUGAACCAAAAGAAAGACAUUAAAGGAGCUAAGAAGUGCUUUGAAAAGAUUCUUGAAAUGGAUCCCAACAAUGUUCAAGGGAAACAUAAUCUCUGCGUGGUUUAUUUUGAGGAGAGAGAUUUACUGAAGGCUGAAAGGUGCCUUGUUGAGACCUUGGCUUUAGCCCCACACGAGGAGUAUAUUCAGCGGCACCUCAACAUAGUACGCAGUAAAAUAAUGUCACUAAAUGCUGCAGGACAACCCGUCCUUCCAACUACCAGCACAUCUACGAUUUCCGAAGAACAUAGAAAAGAAAAUGACAACGUUGAAAAAAAAAAAACUCCGUCGGAAAAACUGAACGAAGAAAAAGAUAUACCAAAAACUAGCACACCAACAAAAAGAAAAAACAAAGGACAAGCAAAAUCAAAAAAUCAACAAAAGAAAGACAGGGACAAAGAAACCAAGAAGUCAACAAAAGAAAUUAAAGACAUUGAAAAUAAAAGAGUUGCAGCAUUAAAACGGUUAGAAGAAAUUGAGCGUAUAUUAGGUGGAGAAUGAUCUAUAGAAGACAAAUCAAUUUAGACUUGUAUUGUUAUACCCACUGAUGGUGCUGCACACAGUCGUUUAAAACAUGAAAUGAACGUGGGUGUGAUUAAUCACGAUAAAUGACUAUUAAAUGAACAGUGAACACUUUACCUACUCUGAGAGUGUUAUUUUAUACUGAUGAUCAUGAAUUCACAGUGGUUUUUCUUUUAUUUUAAAUGUAAUAACCGGGUUCAUUUUUUUGCCCUCAUUGAUGUCGCCCAUGAGACUGUUAGCCGAUGGAAACUUACUUGGCCACUAAGCUAAACAAAACGUUUUGUUUUCUACACUACACGUGCAAAGGGUUUGAUCAAUCUUUUAUACCAUAAAAGUACUCCUCUGGUUAUACCAUGUGAAAUUUUGGUUUAGUAAUGCAUUUUCAGAAGGUUUUAGUAAAUAAUGAAACGGCUCCAUUGCAUGAAUAAAAAUAUCAGUGACCUUCUCUUAAUCCUUUCGUUUAUGGAUGACUUAUUCAUUGUCAUUGCACUGUACAGAGGCUUUAAAUGUCACCUUUUGUGUUGAUGAUAGAGUUUUGGAAACCUACACAAAUCUGAGAUUGUGUUCCCAAUAUUAGAAUCAGUCUAUUCUUUUAUUUGUCCUUUACGUUUGCUUAUAUAAUUUAGUAUUUUGCCUUUGAAUAUUAAAAAACAAAAAUGGAAAAAUACUAAACUAUAAAAAAAUAAAAUAUAUCGAAUAUAUUUUUCCCCACCCUUAUAUUGUGCAAUCUUCUGUAAUAAUUAUUCCUGUGUGUUUGUGUACGAGUGACCAUGAAAGGUAGCAUGCUCCAGUCUUUUGGAUGAAUUAAACAUAUAGUUGCGUUUCAGCCCAUAUCUUAUGCAUAUAUAUGUGUUUUCUUUGAACAAUUGUUUAAAUUUGCCCACCAGAUAUUCUGCUCUUGCAUUUGCAAUAUGUUCUCCCCACAAACAGGCUUAAAUAAUAAACUGUUGUAAUGUAUAGUUUAAUCCUGUUUUUUUCACAUCUGCAUGUAAUUCAAAUAGCCAUUCUGCAUCUUGUUUACCAGUAAGCAAGCUGACUGAACAAAAAGUUAAGACAAAACUCAAAAGUGUAUUAGUGUGUAACUUUAUUGUCGACUACAAAGCUGAAUAUUUUUUUUACUUUGUAUGGUAAAUAUUGUAUUUUUACUUAAUUGUAUUGUGUUUAUUGCAUGUGUAAUUGUUGUAAUUUGUUUAAUUUUAUUUUAUAUAACACUAAUAAUAUUUUUAUUUGUAUUUUGUGUGCAGACUACAUAGAUAUAAGCCUACCAAAAAAGUGCCUAAUUGUUUGCACUGAAUAUAUUUAUCCAACAUACUCCAGUUCUCAGGACAAUGUUAAAUCUAUAACACCUUCGAAAAAGCUUAAAAGUAAUUAAAAUUAAUUUUUAAAUAUAAAUUGGGUGAUUAACAUGUCUAAUCUUUAGCCACUUUUCUCCCCAAAUUUGACACUAAGUUUUGAUUAGAAUAAGACUUUGCAUUGCCAAAAUGUAAACCUCUAUAUGCUGUCAGUUUAUAUUGAUCUCCUUUUUUGGGGCUUUUCGUGUUUUGUUCAUGUUUCCCUGUGUCAGAGCAGAUUUUAGAAUAGUUUAUUGUAGUUAAAACUAAACAUAAUAUGCAGUGAAUAAAGAAUGUCGUCCUGAAUAAAGGCAUUGCACAUUUUAGGUAAAAAUGGGGUGUAAAAAAAAAAAUGACUUGAAUUAGACAAACUGUUGGGGGAGAGGGGAGAAGGAAGAGUCUUUUAAUUUCUCUUUUUGUUUUUUAUUUUGGACUAAAAUUUGCAACUCCUUCUGUCAGUACUCCUCAAUUACCAAUUUAGUUAAACAUUGUGUAAAUUACAUACUGUUUUGUUUUCCCAUUCGGUAGAAAAGAUAUUUCCCUCCCUACUCUUCUACAUCAGCGACACAUUUCAAUAGUAUUGUCAACAUACUUGUGAAUAAACUCCUAACUUUAUUUUUACCCUGA